GGUUUUGUACCAUUUACUUGUGUUGAUAUGCAUAAUAAUGAUAAUCAAAAGUCUCUUCAUUUUUUGGGACAAUUGAUUCAAGAAAUGGCAAUAAAUUUAGAUCAACAACUACAAACCAUUCUUUUAAAGGAAAUUUGGUUAGCGGUUGUUAACUUUUUAAAAAAAAAGGCCAACUCAUCUAAGGGUGAAACUAUAAGCCAGGAUUUACAAAUAAAGCCACCAACAUAUUUUGGAAUUAAAGUUGCACUUCGCAUGAAAAAA
Racocetra persica is the source of this 261-nucleotide messenger RNA. Lineage: Eukaryota; Fungi; Glomeromycota; Glomeromycetes; Diversisporales; Gigasporaceae. The record is from the annotation of a GenBank genome assembly.